Messenger RNA from Microtus ochrogaster (prairie vole), 7911 nucleotides. It is a transcript of the gene Pbrm1, whose product is annotated as polybromo 1. Gene Ontology annotation, molecular function: chromatin binding; protein binding. Bases 256 to 5277 code for a protein of 1673 amino acids. The record is from RefSeq and is a predicted model, not a curated record. Gene Ontology annotation, cellular component: SWI/SNF complex; RSC-type complex. NCBI's taxonomy places the organism in Eukaryota, Metazoa, Chordata, Mammalia, Rodentia, Cricetidae. The transcript has 33 exons. Gene Ontology annotation, biological process: chromatin remodeling; transcription elongation by RNA polymerase II.
AAGCUGUCAACGUUUCCUUUAGUCCCCAGAAGCAGUGACAGCUUGCCAACACUUGGUGUCACAUGUGAGCCUCCCACAUGUGUUCACUCCAUUCCAGCUCUGUGAUUGAACUCUGCUCUUAUUGACUAGGGGGCACUUGGGCAGGCAUGCUUCAUUCCUGGAAUUGACAGUCAUUUCAUUUCUGAAUAAACUAACCGAAUAAGCACUUAUAAAACUUUAUCUUCUCUCACUGGCUUCAUUUGGCCUUCAGACAUAAUGAGGAGAUUGGCUUUUCGAGGCGCUGGUUGUGCUCUGGUAAAGCUGAAGAAGUUGGAUUCCAUGGGUUCCAAGAGAAGAAGAGCUACCUCCCCUUCCAGCAGUGUUAGUGGAGACUUUGAUGAUGGGCACCAUUCUGUACCCACACCAGGCCCAAGCAGGAAAAGGCGAAGACUGUCCAAUCUUCCAACUGUAGAUCCUAUUGCUGUGUGCCAUGAACUCUAUAACACCAUCCGGGACUAUAAGGAUGAGCAGGGCAGACUCCUCUGUGAACUGUUCAUCAGGGCACCAAAGCGGAGAAAUCAACCAGACUAUUAUGAAGUGGUUUCUCAGCCCAUUGACUUGAUGAAAAUCCAACAGAAACUUAAAAUGGAAGAGUAUGAUGACGUUAAUGUGCUUACUGCAGACUUCCAGUUGCUUUUUAACAAUGCAAAGGCCUAUUAUAAGCCAGAGUCCCCUGAAUAUAAAGCUGCUUGUAAACUCUGGGAUUUGUACCUUCGAACAAGAAAUGAAUUUGUUCAAAAGGGAGAAGCAGAUGAUGAAGAUGAUGAUGAAGAUGGACAAGACAAUCAAGGAACUGAAGGCUCUUCUCCAGGUUACCUAAAGGAGGUCCUAGAGCAGCUUCUUGAAGCCAUAGUUGUAGCCACAAAUCCAUCAGGACGGCUCAUCAGUGAACUUUUUCAGAAACUGCCUUCCAAAGUGCAAUAUCCAGACUAUUAUGCAAUAAUUAAGGAGCCUAUAGAUCUCAAGACCAUUGCUCAGAGAAUACAGAAUGGAAGCUACAAAACUGUUCAUGCAAUGGCCAAAGAUAUAGAUCUUCUAGCAAAAAAUGCCAAAACAUAUAAUGAGCCUGGUUCUCAAGUAUUCAAGGAUGCCAAUUCGAUUAAAAAAAUAUUUUAUAUGAAAAAGGCAGAAAUUGAACAUCAUGAAAUGGCUAAAUCAAGUCUUCGAAUAAGGACUGCAUCAAAUUUGGCUGCAGCCAGACUGACAGGUCCUUCGCACAGUAAAAGCAGCCUUGGUGAAGAAAGAAACCCCACUAGCAAGUAUUUCCGUAAUAAAAGAGCAGUCCAAGGAGGUCGCUUAUCAGCAAUUACCAUGGCGCUUCAGUAUGGUUCGGAAAGUGAAGAGGAUGCUGCUUUAGCUGCUGCACGUUAUGAAGAAGGGGAGUCUGAAGCCGAGAGCAUUACUUCCUUCAUGGAUGUUUCAAAUCCUUUUCAUCAGCUUUAUGACACAGUCAGGAGCUGUCGCAAUAACCAAGGGCAGCUAAUAGCCGAACCUUUUUUCCAUUUGCCUUCAAAGAAAAAAUACCCAGAUUAUUAUCAGCAGAUUAAAAUGCCCAUAUCACUUCAACAAAUCAGAACAAAGCUAAAAAACCAGGAAUAUGAAACUUUAGAUCAUCUGGAAUGUGAUCUGAAUUUAAUGUUUGAAAAUGCCAAACGCUAUAAUGUUCCCAAUUCAACUAUCUAUAAGAGAGUCCUGAAAUUGCAGCAAGUCAUGCAGGCAAAGAAGAAAGAGCUUGCCAGGAGAGAUGACAUUGAGGAUGGAGACAGCAUGAUCUCUUCAGCCACUUCUGAUACUGGUAGUGCCAAAAGAAAAAGGAAUACUCAUGACAGUGAGAUGUUGGGUCUCAGGAGGCUAUCCAGUAAAAAGAACAUAAGAAAACAGCGAAUGAAAAUUUUAUUCAAUGUUGUUCUUGAAGCUCGAGAGCCAGGUUCAGGCAGAAGACUUUGUGAUCUAUUUAUGGUUAAGCCAUCCAAGAAGGACUAUCCUGAUUACUAUAAAAUCAUCUUAGAGCCAAUGGACCUGAAAAUAAUUGAGCAUAACAUCCGAAAUGACAAAUAUGCAGGUGAAGAAGGAAUGAUGGAAGACAUGAAACUCAUGUUCCGAAAUGCCAGGCACUACAAUGAGGAGGGCUCCCAGGUAUACAAUGAUGCCCAUAUCCUGGAGAAGUUACUUAAAGAUAAACGGAAAGAGUUGGGACCACUACCUGAUGAUGAUGACAUGGCUUCUCCCAAACUUAAACUGAGUAGAAAAAGUGGUGUUUCUCCUAAAAAAUCAAAGUACAUGACUCCAAUGCAGCAGAAACUAAAUGAAGUAUAUGAAGCUGUAAAGAACUACACAGAUAAGAGAGGUCGCCGGCUCAGUGCUAUAUUUCUAAGACUCCCCUCUAGAUCAGAGCUACCUGACUACUAUCUGACCAUUAAAAAGCCCAUGGACAUGGAAAAAAUCCGAAGUCACAUGAUGGCAAACAAGUACCAAGAUAUAGAUUCUAUGGUAGAGGACUUUGUCAUGAUGUUUAAUAAUGCCUGUACCUACAAUGAGCCAGAGUCUUUGAUCUACAAAGAUGCUCUUGUCCUACAUAAAGUUCUCCUUGAAACUCGGAGAGACCUGGAGGGAGAUGAGGAUUCUCAUGUCCCAAAUGUGACCUUGCUGAUUCAAGAACUUAUCCAUAAUCUUUUUGUGUCAGUCAUGAGUCAUCAGGAUGAUGAAGGAAGAUGUUACAGUGACUCCUUAGCAGAAAUUCCUGCUGUGGAUCCAAACUUUCCCAACAAACCUCCCCUUACCUUUGACAUUAUUAGGAAGAAUGUUGAGAGUAAUCGCUAUCGGCGACUUGAUUUAUUUCAGGAGCAUAUGUUUGAAGUAUUGGAAAGGGCAAGAAGGAUGAACCGGACAGAUUCUGAGAUUUAUGAAGAUGCAGUAGAGCUUCAGCAGUUUUUUAUUAGAAUUCGUGAUGAACUCUGCAAAAAUGGAGAGAUCCUUCUUUCUCCGGCACUCAGCUAUACCACAAAACAUUUGCAUAAUGAUGUGGAAAAAGAAAAAAAAGAAAAAUUACCUAAGGAAAUAGAGGAAGAUAAACUAAAACGAGAAGAAGAAAAAAGAGAAGCUGAAAAAAGUGAAGACUCCUCAAGUACUGCAGGCCUCUCAGGCUUACAUCGCACAUACAGCCAGGACUGUAGCUUUAAGAAUAGCAUGUAUCAUGUUGGAGAUUAUGUCUAUGUUGAACCUGCAGAGGCCAAUCUACAGCCACAUAUAGUCUGUAUUGAGAGACUGUGGGAGGAUUCAGCUGGUAAGUUUGAAUACUUUAAAUUAUGCCCAGAAAACUUUCGAGAUGAGGAUGUUUUUGUCUGUGAAUCAAGAUAUUCUGCCAAAACAAAAUCUUUUAAGAAAAUUAAGCUGUGGACAAUGCCCAUCAGCUCAGUUAGGUUUGUCCCUCGGGAUGUGCCCUUACCUGUGGUUCGAGUGGCUUCCGUAUUUGCAAAUGCAGAUAAAGCAGAUGAUGAGAAGAACACAGACAACUCAGAGGACAGUCGAGCAGAAGACAAUUUUAACUUGGAAAAGGAAAAAGAAGAUGUUCCUGUGGAUAUGUCCAAUGGUGAACCAGGUUGCCACUACUUUGAGCAGCUUCAUUACAAUGACAUGUGGCUGAAGGUUGGCGACUGUGUCUUCAUCAAAUCCCAUGGCUUGGUGCGCCCUCGUGUGGGCAGAAUUGAAAAAGUAUGGGUUCGAGAUGGAGCUGCAUACUUUUAUGGCCCCAUCUUCAUUCAUCCAGAAGAAACAGAACAUGAGCCCACAAAAAUGUUCUACAAAAAAGAAGUGUUUCUGAGUAAUCUGGAAGAAACCUGCCCCAUGAGUUGUAUUCUGGGAAAAUGUGCUGUGUUGUCAUUCAAGGACUUCCUCUCCUGCAGGCCAACUGAAAUACCAGAAAAUGACAUUCUGCUUUGUGAGAGCCGCUAUAAUGAGAGUGACAAGCAGAUGAAGAAAUUCAAGGGGUUGAAGAGGUUUUCACUCUCUGCUAAAGUUGUAGAUGAUGAAAUUUACUACUUCAGAAAACCAAUCAUUCCUCAGAAAGAACCCUCACCUUUGUUGGAAAAGAAGAUACAAUUGCUAGAAGCUAAGUUUGCUGAGUUAGAAGGUGGAGAUGAUGAUAUUGAAGAGAUGGGAGAAGAGGAUAGUGAGGUCAUUGAACCUCCAUCUCUACCUCAGCUUCAGACUCCCCUGGCCAGUGAGCUGGACCUCAUGCCCUACACACCCCCGCAGUCUACCCCAAAGUCUGCCAAAGGCAGUGCAAAGAAGGAAAGUUCUAAACGGAAAAUCAACAUGAGUGGCUACAUUCUGUUCAGCAGUGAAAUGAGAGCUGUGAUUAAAGCCCAACACCCAGACUACUCUUUCGGGGAGCUCAGCAGACUGGUGGGGACAGAGUGGAGAAACCUUGAGACAGCCAAGAAAGCAGAAUAUGAAGAGCGGGCAGCUAAAGUUGCUGAGCAGCAGGAGAGAGAGCGAGCAGCACAGCAACAGCAGCCGAGUGCUUCUCCCCGAGCAGGCACCCCUGUGGGGGCUCUCAUGGGGGUGGUGCCACCACCAACACCAAUGGGGAUGCUCAAUCAGCAGUUGACACCUGUUGCAGGCAUGAUGGGUGGCUAUCCGCCAGGCCUUCCACCUUUGCAGGGCCCAGUUGAUGGCCUUGUUAGCAUGGGCAGCAUGCAGCCACUUCACCCUGGGGGGCCUCCACCUCACCAUCUUCCGCCAGGUGUUCCUGGCCUCCCAGGCAUCCCACCACCCGGUGUGAUGAAUCAAGGAGUAGCCCCCAUGGUAGGGACUCCAGCACCAGGUGGAAGUCCGUAUGGACAACAGGUAGGAGUUUUGGGGCCUACAGGGCAGCAGGCACCACCUCCAUAUCCUGGUCCUCAUCCAACUGGCCCCCCUGUCAUACAGCAGCCAACAACACCCAUGUUUGUGGCUCCCCCACCAAAGACCCAAAGACUUCUCCACUCAGAGGCCUACUUGAAAUAUAUUGAAGGACUCAGUGCUGAAUCCAACAGCAUUAGCAAGUGGGACCAAACUCUGGCAGCUCGAAGACGGGAUGUCCAUUUAUCGAAAGAACAGGAGAGCCGCCUGCCUUCUCACUGGCUCAAAAGCAAAGGGGCACACACCACCAUGGCAGACGCCCUCUGGCGCCUCCGGGAUUUGAUGCUUCGAGACACUCUCAACAUUCGACAAGCAUACAACCUAGAAAAUGUUUAAUCACAUCACUGUGUUUCUUCUGUAGAAGCAAAGAGUUGUGGAACGGUAGCCAUUUUAGUUACUGGGGGUGGGAGGGAAGAACAAAGGAUGAUAAUUUUUAUUGCAUUUUACUGUACAUCACAAGGUCAUUUUUAUAUAAGGACACUUUUAAUAAGCUAUUUCAAUUUGGUUUUGUUAUAUUAAGUUGACUAUCAAAUACACAAAGAUUUUUUUUGCAUACAUUUCCUUUGUUUAAAACCAGUUUCAUAAUUGGUUAUAUAUAGUCAUAGUUUUAUCUUUACUUUUUAAGGGAUUUAAAUCAUCAAAGGUUUUGGCUUGGCUUGGGGUUUUGAUUUUCUUUUUUAUAAAUAUAUAUAUAUUAUAUACACACAUAUAAGAAAAAACAAUGAAAAAAGUUUACAACUAGUUUAAAUUGACAAUGAAAUGUGCAGUUGGUCCUAGUUUACAUCUUAGGGAGUGUAUAUGUAUGUUUCACAUGCCUAAAUAUCUGCAAGUUUUCUUACAGGUGAAGUGCUUUGUGAGAUUGUUUAGACUGUAGAUAUGUGACAGAAUCAACAUAUUUGCUGUUAUUAACACAGAAGCUCACCAUAGAAAUCUAAAGUCAGUGCUCUGUACCCAUCCACAACUAGUAUAACUGAAGGAGAAGUAAUUGUGCUGAGUUAGACCUGUAUUGUCAGUGACUUUUGCAGAACACGUGCUCAGAUCUGAGUUGUUUAGUUUUGGAAGGUAAGUUCAAGAGUACUUUUGAUCUGUUUAUGAUUCAGUUUAUGCCUUCAUGUUAUAUGAUUUGAAACUAUAUGUUACCUUGAAAACACUGAAGAAAGUACUGAAGUAUGCAUGGAGGUGGUUUAUUUGAAAUAUAAUACCUAGUCUAAGAAAGAGUGUAAAUGGACACCAGCUUUGCCUUGCACAUAAUUGUGCCAAGGGUAGAUUGCCUACAUAUGCAGAUGCUGUGGAUUCUUUAUCUCCUUGUUACUGGUUGUGGUGUUUUGUUUGUUUGAGGGUUGGAAUUCUCAACCAGAAAUGAUACUUUCUAAAAUGCUUUGAAAUUCAGCUUGUCCUUUGGAUUAUAGGAAAAGGAAAAUAUACUUUAAGAAAAUGUUCACAAAAAAAAGACUAUUACAGAUCCCAAACACUUGGACUUGGUUACCUUGUCUUUCUUUCUUUUCUUUUCUUUUGAGACAUGGUCUCACUAUGUGCUUUGGCUGGAGUGGAACUGUGUAGACCAGAGUAGCCCCAAACUCAGUCGUCCUGCCUCUUCCUCCCAAAUGCUGAGAUUAAAGGCGGGUGCUGUAACACUCAGCAGCCACAGCACCCUGUCUUUCUAACAUGGCCCUAGAAUAAACAUUUUGAGGCAGUGUACAAUGUUCAGGUGACAGCAUUUCACAUGGUGGUCUGUUUUUUAAACCUGCUUUAUUCUAAUAGGAUGUUUGUGUUGUGUGGAUACUUCCACUCUCCACUGAGAAUGAUUGUUAAGACAGUCUUUUCCUUUAAAUGCAACGAAUCAGUACUCAUGUUUAACUGCCAUGCUUAAUAAAUCAUGAGAGUAUAUAAUGGAAAGAAGUCCCUGGUACCUACUUUAAAUACAGGAACCCUUGUAACUUAAUGCCAAUAGUCAACCACUGGAUCUCAAUUUUCAUCGAGUAUUUUAAAGAAUUUUAAAUUCUAAAAAAGUACUGACAGAUUUUGCCAGUACUUUAUUGCUAAACUGAAUUAAAUAAGUCUUUGAUUCCUGGUUAUUUGGACCAUUGACUCAUCAUGGACUAUGUAAUGAUCAGAUUCUUUUCUUUUUAGUUAUCCUUGAAUUACACCAAAGAACCAGAAACUUAAUUUUGGUUAAAUUAUUUAUUUAUUUCAUGCAUUCAUAUUAUUUCCCUUUUUAAAGGUUUAGAUGAGGCUCCCUGAGGAGCCUCUAAAAACCCUCCCCUGUCAGCAACCAGAGGCACUAGAAGACAGAGCACUCCCUCCUGGCUCCUUCCCAGUGCACUGGUGCUGUAGGAACCAAGAGCCAGCCCAGGUUCCCUUAGGCAGUACAAAUCCAGCACAGGGUGUCAACUGAGGCAGGCCCUGAUGAAGUUUAAAAAACAAUUAGUUAAUUAAUUAAAACCAUUUAAGAUACUAUUUAUUUUAGAAUCAUGCUUCUGGAGAAUACAAGUUAUUACUUAGAAUAUAAGAUUUGAGGUCAGCCAUCUUCAAAAAAAGAAAAAGCCCUGACUUAAUGCAGUACAAGUAAACAAUACACUUUCUCAUGACUUAAGAAAUGUAGAAAUAUGGCUUAAGAAAUACUUGUUUUCAAAAUGUAAGUUCCUAUGAAGAAUAUUGUUUAUAUUGAGUUGGGGGGGCCUAUAGGUUUAAAAUGUCAGCCAACUGAUUUCAAAGACCUUGGUUUUACUAUACCUGCCUUCCCCUUCUGAACUGGGAUCGGGGGAGGAAUACUUGUGUAAAACCCUCAGAUUGAUGUCACAACUUUCAGCUUGAACGUUCGUUUCCAGACAUGAUUAAAAAUUGGUUUAUUCUGUUUUCUGUACUAUAUCAUUAUCUGAAGUUUAAGUGGUAACUGGUUCUGUACCAUGUAUGUAUCAUAUGUUUGUUCAUCAAAGCUUUUUAAUCCAAAUAAAAACAAGAGUUUGCAAA